AUGACGGUGCGUGGUGCGUUGAUGGAAAGUCGGCAACUGGUUGAACCCGACGAUCUUCUUCGCAGCAACAACGAUUUCUAUCACGCUUAUCACUUCCACUGUGCAGAUUGCAAAGCGGCACUAACGGGCGAGGCACGACAACUCGCAAAGAACUGGUACUGUCCACGGUGUUAUGAUAAACGCUGUGAAACGUGUGCUAGCUGUCAUAAACCGAUCGACAGGGAUCGGGAGCAGAGCGUGGUCGCCUUGGGUAAAAAAUUUCAUGUUGAGCAUUUUCGCUGUAUGAAAUGUGGAGUUGCAUUUAUGGGACGGCAACAUUACGAGCACAAUGGCAAGGCCUACUGUGAAGAGGACUUUGUGCAGGUGAGCAGAUGA
Cooperia oncophora is the source of this 375-nucleotide messenger RNA. The record is from the annotation of a GenBank genome assembly. NCBI's taxonomy places the organism in Eukaryota, Metazoa, Nematoda, Chromadorea, Rhabditida, Trichostrongylidae.